UUAUUAGAAAAAGCCAAUCAAAGUAUUAACUUCGAUAGUCCCUCCAAAUUGCCCACAGAGUGGCUGUCAAGCCAACCCAAGAAAAAGUAGUGUAAAAGUGGGAUAUGUUUUAGGCCUUUCCAGAUCAAGCGCAGCAUCGAAUCGAUCUAUUGGAGCCUUUGGUAUUUUCGCGUAUCUUUUUUUCAUGCUGGAUUUGGGGAUCGAUACGUUUAAUUUGGGUCUGGGUGGCGAAAGAGUGGCGAUUGUUGCGUAUCUGCGUAAAAUGGUGUUGGAAGUGGGUGAAUAGCGGGAGGAAGGCCUGGAGGAUACAUCUGAUUCUAGGUGGAGUUUUGUGCAUCUGGUUUUAUAGCGCAUGAUACUCGCUUGCGGAUACUCUAAGUCCCGGGGGUCUGUGCAGGCGUGGUUGUGUUGUUCUUGCCGGAGUUGAAUUGAUUUGUGGUAUAUGGUUUUAAAUUGGAUUUUGUGAAUGCGUGCAUUCGGUAGUCGAACGGUUAUUGUGCUUGAGAGGCAUGGGUUGGAGUGAGAUUUGGGUUUUCUUGAGGAGUUUUCGUUGUUUGUUGCGUUUGUAGGGAUGAAGAGGUUGAAAGGUGAGUCUCCAAGUGUGAGGAGGUUCAGAUUGUCAUACAUUUUAUUCGGUGCAGGUGUUCUAUAUUUGAUUCUUAUUUUCGUCAAGUUCCCUGAAUUCUUGGAGAGUGCAGCAGUUUUAAAUGGCGAUGAUACAAGUGGUGGUUUUGAAGGAUUCUCAUUUGGGAAUGAUGAUGCCAGCGAGACAACUAAAUCAUUUGUUGCUUCUGAUGGCUUUCAGAGGAUAUUGCAAGAUAAUGAAAAUCAAGAUGCCCCUGUAAAGCCCGAACAAGAGGCUACAAAAGAGGGUAGAAGUGGCUAUUUUCCGAAUAGGUCCCCGCAGCAACAAUAUGGUCGAAUAACUGCUGAAGUUUUGAGACGAAUAAAUAGGACUAAAAACUUGACUGUUCUGGAAAGAAUGGUGGAUGAAGCUUGGUCUCUAGGGUUGAAAGCUUGGGAAGAAAUAGAUAAAUUUGAUGAAAAAGAUAUUGACAUGAGCACUAUACUAGAGGGAAAGCCAGAAUCUUGUUCAUCAUGGGUUUCAAUGAGUGGAGAAGAGUUAAUUAAGAGCAAUAAUAUUAUCUUUCUUCCAUGCGGUCUUGCGGCUGGUUCUUCCAUCACAGUGGUUGGGACUCCACGACAUGCACACCAUGAAUAUGUCCCACAAUUGGCUAAAUUGAAACAUGGUAAUGGACUAGUUUUGGUGUCACAGUUUAUGGUUGAGCUGCAAGGAUUGAAGGCUGUCCAUGGAGAGGAUCCGCCAAAGAUUUUCCAUUUGAACCCUCGCUUAAGAGGUGACUGGAGUCAUCAGCAAGUUAUCGAACAUAAUACAUGUUACCGAAUGCAAUGGGGAAAAGCCCAAAGGUGUGAUGGUUUUCCUUCCAAAAGCGAUGAAGAUAUGCUGGUUGAUGGGUACUUGCGGUGUGAAAAAUGGAUGCGUAAUGAUGUAAUAGAUGCUAAGGAGUCCAAGAUAUUUUCAUGGUUUGAGCGAUUCAUAGGACGUGCGAAAAAACCAGAAAUAACUUGGCCAUUCCCAUUUCAAGAAGGCCGAAUGUUUGUUCUGACUAUACGUGCUGGAGUUGAUGGAUUUCAUGUGAUUGUUGGGGGUCACCAUGUGACAUCAUUUCCAUACCGAAUGGGUUUUACACUGGAAGAUGCAACAGGGUUGACCAUAAAAGGUGAUGUGCAUGUUCAUUCAAUAUAUGCUACAUCUCUGCCUAUCUCUCACCCCAGUUUCUCACCCCAAAGAGUCUUAGAUUUCUCUGAGAGGUGGAAAUCUCGGCCUUUACCCCCGGGUCCAAUUCAACUCUUUAUGGGGGUUCUCUCAGCCACCAAUCACUUUGCAGAGCGUAUGGCUGUUAGAAAGACAUGGAUGCAAUCCUCUUCAAUCAAGGCAUCAAAAGUAGCAGUUCGAUUCUUUGUUGCACUGAAUCAAAGGAAUGAGGUGAAUGCAAUUUUGAAGAAGGAAGCUGCCUACUUCGGUGAUAUAGAGAUAUUGCCAUUUAUGGAUCGUUAUGAGCUUGUAGUUCUUAAAACUGUGGCCAUUUGUCAGUAUGGGGUUGAAAAAGCAAUGGCAGCCUACAUUAUGAAAUGUGAUGAUGAUACUUUUAUUAGGGUCGGCACAAUUUUAAAAGACAUUGAUGGCGUGCCUCCUGGAAGGUCCUUGUAUUUGGGGAAUCUAAACCUCUUGCACAGGCCUCUUAGGAAUGGUAAAUGGGCAGUCUCAUAUGAGGAGUGGCCGGAAGAAAUUUAUCCCCCGUAUGCCAAUGGGCCUGGAUAUGUAAUAUCAAGUGACAUUGCCCGCUACGUUGUCUCUCAACAUGCAAACCAUAGUCUACGGCUGUUCAAAAUGGAAGAUGUGAGCAUGGGAAUGUGGGUUCAACAGUUCAACAGCACCAAACAUGUCCUAUAUUUGCACAAGUGGAAAUACUGCCAAUACGGAUGCAUGGAAGACUACCACACCGCGCACUACCAAUCUCCAAGACAGAUGAUAUGCUUGUGGGAUAAUUUGCAGAAGGGCAAGGCUCAUUGCUGUAAUUUUUGAGGCGAGACAUGACAUUGCAGCCUGGCUAUUAGCGACGUACUUUGUCCAUUCCUCCUAUAGCUGCAACCAAGCAAUCCCAAGACACAAAUUUUUGAUGAGGUAUCUCUAUCUCAUUCUAUUAUGUUCUAUCAAUGCCUUUCCAACAACAAUGAUGUCCUUCCUUGUAGUCUGUAUAGGACUGUUGCGAUGAUGUAGCCAUUCUUGGGGUA
Molecule: messenger RNA, 2817 nt
Organism: Andrographis paniculata
Lineage: Eukaryota; Viridiplantae; Streptophyta; Magnoliopsida; Lamiales; Acanthaceae
Product: hydroxyproline O-galactosyltransferase GALT2
Exons: 7
Coding region: 572-2608 (678 amino acids)
Cellular component (GO): Golgi membrane
Molecular function (GO): carbohydrate binding; galactosyltransferase activity
Source: RefSeq, a predicted model, not a curated record